Kogia breviceps (pygmy sperm whale) is the source of this 6149-nucleotide messenger RNA. It is a transcript of the gene DLEC1, whose product is annotated as DLEC1 cilia and flagella associated protein. Gene Ontology annotation, biological process: negative regulation of cell population proliferation. Gene Ontology annotation, cellular component: cilium; cytoplasm. NCBI's taxonomy places the organism in Eukaryota, Metazoa, Chordata, Mammalia, Artiodactyla, Physeteridae. The record is from RefSeq and is a predicted model, not a curated record. Gene Ontology annotation, molecular function: tubulin binding.
UUUACUUGGAAUAACACCUAGUUGUGGGACUGAUGUAUGUGUUACUUUUAAGAAACUGCCAAACUGUUUUUCAAAGCUGCUAUACUGGUUUAUAUUCCUGUUGCAAUACAUGAGAAGUUGCCCUACAUCCUCACCCGCACUCACGUGGUUUGUUCACCUGUUUGUUCGUUCAUUCAACUUCUUGACAUUCAACUAAGUGUGUAGUGGUAUUGCACUGUAGUUUUAAUUUCCACUUCCUUGAUGGCUAAUGACGGUGAGUCUAUUCAUUCUUCUAAAUCUCUGCUUGGUCUUCACUUCUGACAAAACCCCACUGUACUCGCUUUCUCUGUAGACUGGUUAAGUUCCUGUCCUUUGUGGUUCCAUGACAACAGUUUCUCCACCUUGACCGUAGCCCACUAAACUGCAAUUGUUUUCCUGUUCUCGCCUUGCUCAACACUCUGGUCACACAGACACACACACAGACACACACAUACACGGUUAUGAGCUCCGCGAGGGCGGAAGCUGCAUCUUCCUUUGGUAUCUCCAGCUCCUAGCACGGACCUGAAACAGAAUUUUUAUACAAUAAAUAUUAAAUGAACGAAUUAAUAAAUGCUGAACAAAUUAGAGAAUGGGCAGAUGAAAGUAAAUAGGAAGAAGCUUUUGCAAUGAGACGGGCCUGGCUGUGCCAAUUAACUCUUUCUCUAUCGCUCCGCACACUAAGGUCCUCUCAGUAAAGGCAACACUGCCGUGCGAUCUUUUACGAGGAUGACGACUGGACCACACCCUUUAACAGACGCAAAGCGGAAGAGGCGGGCCGGAAGUGGAUGUGCGGCAGGGAGUUAGCGGCGUCUCAGUUGCCAUGGAUACUGGAAGGGGAGAGCGGCAGUCCGCUGAGUCUGGGUCCUACGCCUUCGCUGGGGCGACGUGGACGCCAACGCCGCGUCCGACCCUGAUCCGCAGCCCCAGCCAGUCCUCCCUCGCCUACUCCGAGUCUUUCUACCACGGUUUUGGUGGUCGGCCCCGCCGCGUCUCGCCGCUCACGCUCCGGCCGCUCCUCGAGCCGCACCUGCUGCGCCUGCGCCCCACCUCGCUGCGCACCCAAGACAUCUCUUACUUGCUCACCGGCGUCUUUCGCAACUUGUAUACCGCCGAGGUGGUUGGCGAGGAGGUGAGUGCGAGUUUGAUCAAGGCCCGCGGCAGCGAGGAUGCUCGGCACGAGGAGUUCGUGGACCAGCUGCAGCAGAUUCGGGAGCUCUAUAAGCAGCGGCUGGAUGAAGCUGAAAUGUUGGAGAGACAUAUCAUUCAGGCCCGUGCACGGGCCCUCGCGGAGAAAGAGCGGGCCAUGCACCAGGCCGAAGUACAGGUCCUUGAGCCGUUCAUCAAGAUGCCUCCAGCGAAGACCAUCUUCAGGUGGUGUGUGGACAACGAGUUGCUACAGAAGCAUCAUUUGAUCUGCCCGAAUGAUUACUACAGCGAUACAGUGCCCUUUUCCUCUGAACCUAAAGGUGUCUUUGUCCCUGGAUAUUCAAAACUGACAUUUAGUUGUGAGAAACGUUCUGUCCCAAAGAAAGAGCUGACCAAGAAGCUUGCCUGCAGGAAGACGCCCUCUCAGUCUGAAGAAGAGACAGACUACACCAUGGGCAGCCUGACGUGGGACUCAUCUCUUAAGGCCAAACUCAGAUCCAGAGCACCUGUCAAGAAAACAGGUUCACCGAAGAAUAAAAACUGGAUGAACCAUUUACGUGUGCCCCAGAGGCAGCUGGAGCGGCUUCUGCUUGCCAGGAUGGAGAGUCGGAACCGCUUCCUGAAAAACCCUCGCUUUUUCCCUCCUAACACUCCGUUUGGAGGCAAGUCUCUUCUCUUUCCUCCCAAGAAGCCAGCACCGAUAGGAGAAUUCCAGGAUGGAGAGCUCGAAGAGAGUUGUGCUGAUACUCCAGUGUUUCUAGCUAAGCCCUCAAUCGCAUUUUUCACAGAUUAUGAAAUUGGACCAGUUUAUGAGAUGGUGAUCUCGCUGCAGAACACCACGUCCACCAGCCGCCACCUGCGAGUCCUCCCGCCGUCCACGCCCUACUUCUCUCUGGGAUCGGGGAUGUUCCCAGGAAAAGGUGGAAUGGUGGCUCCUGGAAUGACCUGCCAGUACACUGUCCAGUUUUUUCCCGACUGCCUUGGGGAUUUCGAUGACUUUAUUUUAGUGGAGACCCAGUCAGUGCACACGCUCCUGAUUCCCCUGCAGGCCCGGAGGCCGCCCCCAGUGCUGACGCUGUCGCCAGUGUUGGACUGUGGUUACUGCCUCAUUGGGGGCAUGAAGAUGACCAGAUUCAUCUGCAAAAACGUGGGCUUCAGCGUGGGCAGGUUCUGCAUUAUGCCUAAAAAGAGCUGGCCGCCGCCAAGCUUCAGAGCUGUUGCAACCAUCGGCUUUGUUGAGCAGCCUCCCUUUGGGAUCCUGCCGUCAGUGUUUGAGCUGGCUCCGGGGCAGGCCGUAUUCAUGCAGGUCCUGUUCCUCCCAACCAGCCUGGGAAAGGCAGAGCAGACCUUCAUCAUCGUGUGUGACAACUGCCAGAUAAAGGAGCUGGUGACCACAGGAAUCGGGCAGCUGGUGGCUCUGGAUCUGGUCUAUGUUUCUGGUGAAAAAAGUCAGCCGGAGCCUGGAGAGCUCACAGACUUAACAGCCCAGCACUUCAUACGCUUUGAGCCUGAAAACCUUCAGUCCACGGCCAGCAAACUGCUGAUUAUUAGAAACACCACGCACGUGGAGCUGGCCUUCCACUGGCAGAUCGUGAAGCCCAACCUGAGGUCCCUAAUGCCUGGAGAAACCUACAGCCCGGACAGCAUCCAGUCCCACCCCGACAGGGAGACGGCCUUCUCCAUCGCCCCCGACACGGGAGCUCUCGAGCCCCACACGGACCACGAGUUCCUCUUGAGCUUCUCUCCUCGCGAGCCGGGGGAUUUUCACAGCGUGCUCCAGAUGGUGCUAGAGGAAGUCCCAGAGCCCAUGAGCUUGGACUUGAAAACCCCGAAGGAUCCCCCGUACUCUGUGGAUGACGUGAUUGUCCUGGAAAUCGAGGUGAAAGGCUCAGUGGAACCUUUCCAGGUUCUCUUAGAACCAUAUGCCCUCAUCAUCCCCGGGGAGAACUACGUUGGGAUGAACGUGAAGAAGGAUUUCAAGAUGUGGAACAACAGCAAAUCAGCCAUCAGGUACGCGUGGGGGAGGAUCAGCGACUGCCACAUCAUUGAAGUGGAGCCCUGCACGGGGACCAUCGAGCCCAACGAGGUGGAGGAUUUUCAGUUGAACUUUACCGGGGGUGUCCCUGGCCCGACGAGCCAGAACCUGCUGUGUGAAAUCAAAGACUCGCCCUCACCGGUGGUCUUACACGUCGAGGCGGCCUUUAAGGGGCCUGCCCUCGUCAUCGACGUCUCAGCCCUUCAGUUUGGUUUGCUGCGCCUGGGGCAGAGAGCCACAAACUCCAUCCAGAUCCGGAACGUCAGCCAGCUCCCGGCCACGUGGUCCAUGAAGGAGAGCAGGGUCUGCCUGCAAGAAAGGCAAGAGAGCGUGUCUCCCUUCGUCAUCGAGCCGUCCAGCGGCCAAGUUCAGCCACUGGGGGAGUGCAGAGUGAGCAUCACGUUGGAGGCCCGGCACUGCCAGUGUCUGCAGACCGUCCUGAAGCUGGAGGUAGUAAACGGGAUCUGCAGCCACCUGCCCGUGUAUGCCGAGGUGCAGGAGCCCUACGUGUACCUGCGGAGCAGCCAGGUGGAGGUCACCAACCUCUACAUGGGCGUGCCCACCAAGACACCUGUCACACUAAUCAAUGGCACGCUCCUGCCCACCCAGUUCCACUGGGGCAAGCUCCUGGGGCUCCAAGCAAGCUUCUGCACAGCAAACGUCUCCCCCCGACGUGGCACGCUGGGCCCUGGUGAGGAGUGCCAGUUCAGCCUAGAGUUGACUGCUCACACCCAGGACGAGUUGAUGGGCCUGGCCCUCCCUUGUAACGUGUCGGGCAUGAAGGAGCCACUGGUUCUGGGCAUUUCCGGGAAACCCCGCGGACUGCAGGUGGCCAUCGCCAUCUCUGCAGAGGACAGCGACAGCAGUGUUGCCAGCACAGAGCUGUGGCCAGGCCACCCAGAGAGGCUCCACCUGGACUUCGGCUCAGCAGUGCCACUGCGGACCCGCGUGGAUCGCCAGCUCAUCCUGACCAACUGUUCCCCGAUACAGACCCAUUUUACCCUCAAGUUUGAGUACUUUGGGAGCCCUGCAGAUAGCCUGCGCCAAAAACCCAGCCUGCCUGACAUGCCUCCUGCCCUGCUGAAGAUGGCUCGGAUGCGGGAGCUCUUGGCCAAGCGAGAGCAGCUGGAGUUUAUGGAAAGCAUGCUGUCCCAUGGGAAAGGAGCUGCCUUCUUUCCCCACCUCUCCCAGGGCGUGCUGGGGGCUCACCAGCAGCUUGGCAUUGACCUCACAGCCUGUGCGAACAUGUGGGGCGAGUACUGGGACAGCCUCAUCUGCACAGUGGGAGACCUGCCUCCAGCGGUCAUCCCGGUGCAUAUGGUGGUGGUGGGCUGCCCCAUCAGCUCCCACAGGACCACCCACUACACCACCGACCAGAUCCAGAAGGAGCCUAUUGUCAGGUUCGGCACCCGGGUCUCUGGAGGAGACACAGUCACCCGGAUCCUUCGCCUGAGUAAUUCCAGCCCCUGUGACAUCCGCCUGGACUGGGAGACCUACACUCCAGAGGACAGGGAGGACCGGUUGCUGGAGCUGCUGGUGUCCUAUGGACCACCCUUCCCGCUGCGGGACCAAGCUGGGAACGACCUCCUGUGCCCUGAGACCCCUGAGAGCAGCAGCUCCUUCUGGUCCCCAAGUCCCUCUGACGUGUCCAAGUCCGGCCGUGAAGCUGCCCAGUCUGCUGAGGGCAGCUCCCGUGCCAGCGCCUCCCAGGAAAUCAUCUCGGUCACCCUGCAGGGGCGCGAGGGAGUGCCCUGUGACCAGCUGUUCUCCAUCAGCCCCAAGCAGGUGGUGGUCCCCGCAGGGGGUAGCAGCACCAUCCGCAUCUCCUUUACACCCGUGGUCCUGGGCCCCGACGUCCUGCACAAGGUGGAGUGUACUGGCUCCGCCCUGGGCUCCAUGAGCUUGGAUGACGAGGUGGAGAGGGAGCUUCCAGGGAGGAGGCGCCGCCUGCAGGGCUCGGCUGUGGGACCCAUGAGGCUGCACCUGCACGGCUAUGUGAGGCCCGCGCAGCUGAGCGUGGAGCUGGACUCCGGCGGCAGCGUGGUGUUCUGGCUCCAGGCCAGUGACCUCAUCCCCGAGCAGCGCUGUGCUGGGGUGCUGAGCGAGCUGGUGACCACCCACCACCUGAAGCUGACCAACACCACGGAAAUCCCACACUACUUCCGGCUCCUGGUCUCCAGGCCCUUCUCUGUUUCUCAAGAUGGGGUGAGCCGCAGCCACAGGGCUCCCGGCCCCAGCUGGAAGCAGGAGUGCAAGGAGGGGACAGCAGCAGCCAGCAAGCAGCUGGCACUCUACCCACAGGAGAACAUGCUGGUGAACGUGUCCUUUUCCCUCUCCCCGGAGCUGCUCUCCUAUCAGAAGCUCCCGACUGACCAGGUGUUGCCUGGAGUGGACAUUCAGCAGAGCGCGAGUGGAGAGAAACAGAUGGUCUUCACUCAGAAUCUGCUUCUGCAGUACAGCAACCAGACCACUCAGGUGGUGCCCCUGCGGGCCGUCGUGGCCAUGCCCGAGCUGCAGCUCUCCACCAGCUGGGUGGACUUCGGGACCUGCUUCGUGAACCAGGGCCGUGUCCGGGAGGUCUACCUGAUGAACCUGAGCGGCUCCCGGAGCUACUGGGCCGUGUUGACAGGCCAGCAGGAGCCAGACAAAGACCCUGUUGCCUUCAGGGUCUCCCCAAGCAGUGGGCUGCUGGAGGCACGACCGGUCAACGCACCCCCCACCUCCGUCCCCCUCCAGGUUUCCUUCACCGCCAGGAGCUGUGAGCUGUACGAGUCCACGCUGGUGGUGGAAGGUGUGCUCGGUGAGAAACCCUGCACCCUGCGGCUCCGGGGCCAAGGCUCGUACGACGAGAGAUAUGCGUCACCCUACUAGCUCUGAGCCUCUGCCCUCAACCCCCAAUACUGGAAAUAAACACGGCCCAGAGCUAUGGAGCAGCUUUACUGGGCAAAGG